Messenger RNA from Microthlaspi erraticum, 1812 nucleotides. Lineage: Eukaryota; Viridiplantae; Streptophyta; Magnoliopsida; Brassicales; Brassicaceae. The record is from the annotation of a GenBank genome assembly.
AUGCCUACUUGGUGGGCGAGAAAAUCCGGCAAGAACAAAGACGAUACUCACCUUGUUCACAGCCAACCUCGCUGUGUUGCCGACAAGAGUAGCAGAAGAAUCUCCUUGGAUAACAAAACUUCCGGCGAUCCUCCCACUCCUUCUCGCCUCACUCCUCGUUGCAGUCGUGAAUUCGCCGGAGCUUCCGGUUUCUCCGGGUUCGAUUCCGACGAGAAGAAAUGUCAUCCUCUUCCUCGUCCAUCGCUCUCUACUUCGGUUCCCAGCGAUCACGUAAACGGAUUGGUCUCCGGAUCGACCUCUAUCUCUAGCGUUAGCUCGUCUGGGUCAGCUGAAGAUCAGAGUCAACCCAAUGGUUCCAGGGGACAUUGCGAUGUGAAAUCCAACGCAGCGGCAGCUUCUCCGAGGGCAGCAACUAGACCCACGUCUCCACUACAUCACCGAUUAUCUGGCAUGAGCUUAGAUUCUUCGACAGGGAGGAAUGAUGAUGGAAGAUCCUCAGAGUAUCACCCUUUGCCUCUGCCGCCAGGUUCUCCUACAAGCCCCUCUGUUGCGCCGCCGUGUUCUUCUCCUACAAGCCCUUCUUCUGUGCAAGGGUCCUGGACUAGAGGAGGAUCCGAGACGUCUCCUUCAGGGUUUUCGAAGUGGAAGAAAGGGAAAUUUAUAGGGAGUGGCACUUUUGGGCAAGUCUAUCAAGGGUUUAACAGUGAGAAAGGAAAAAUAUGUGCUAUUAAAGAGGUCAAGGUCAUCUCUGACGACAAAACGUCAAAAGAAUGUCUGAAGCAACUAAAUCAGGAGAUAAAUGUACUGAGCCAGCUUUGUCAUCCGAAUAUUGUUCAGUAUUACGGGAGUGAACUGAGUGAAGAAACCUUGUCUGUGUACUUGGAGUAUGUAUCUGGUGGCUCGAUUUAUAAACUACUCUCGGAGUAUGGUCCUUUCACUGAACCUGUCAUCCAAAACUACACACGGCAGAUUCUCGCUGGGCUAGCCUAUUUACAUGGACGAAAUACAGUGCAUAGGGACAUCAAAGGAGCAAAUAUAUUAGUGGAUCCGAAUGGUGAAAUCAAGUUAGCAGACUUUGGGAUGGCCAAACAUGUAUCCGCUUUUUCUACAAUGCUUUCUUUCACAGGGAGUCCUUAUUGGAUGGCACCUGAGGUUGUGAUGCACAAACUUGGCUACACCAUUGCAGUCGAUGUGUGGAGUUUGGGUUGUACUAUUCUCGAAAUGGCAACAGCAAAGCCACCUUGGAGCGAGUUUGAAGGGGUCGCUGCGAUUUUCAAAAUCGGGAACAGCAAAGACAUUCCAGAAAUACCUGAUCACCUUUCAAACGAUGCAAAGAAUUUUAUAAGGCUUUGUCUGCAACGAAACCCAACAGUACGUCCUACAGCUGCUCAGCUUUUAGAACACCCUUUUCUCCGAGUACACUCCACAAGAGUGGCUAAUACCAGCACGCCUAAAGAAGCCUCCACACGUUCCUAUGAUGGAAGUGGAAGCACACUGCCUACAAGGGAGCCACUCUAUCCAGGGAGACAUCCAGUCUUUCACCCUAUAAAGAGCCCGAGAGAAAAUGCAAGAGCCAUCACAUCCUUGCCAGUAUCUCCAUGUUCAAGCCCUUUACGCCAACUUGGACCAGCAUACAAAAGUUGUUUCCUGUCACCUCCUCACCCAUCUUACUCAUUUCCCGUGCACGACAAUGGGUACAACCUAGCGGAGUUUGCUGCAAGUCCGUUUAGGUUCAAGAAAGACACAAUGGUAGAACCAUCUAGCUACAGAGCUCAAACGCCGAAUUCACCUCUUAGAUCAAGACUGGUGUAG